Molecule: messenger RNA, 885 nt
Organism: Trichoderma breve
Lineage: Eukaryota; Fungi; Ascomycota; Sordariomycetes; Hypocreales; Hypocreaceae
Product: ATP synthase domain-containing protein
Exons: 4
Coding region: 1-885 (294 amino acids)
Biological process (GO): proton motive force-driven ATP synthesis
Molecular function (GO): proton-transporting ATP synthase activity, rotational mechanism
Source: RefSeq, a predicted model, not a curated record
AUGUUGUCAAGGGCUGCCCGACCGGCUCUGCGAGCUGCCGUUGCAGCUCCCCGCACUGCCGCCACCUAUGCGACGCUCCGUGAGAUCGAGACUCGUUUGAAGUCGAUUCGAAACAUCGAGAAGAUCACCAACACCAUGAAGGUCGUCGCCUCCACCAAGCUCACCCGUGCUACCCGCAGCAUGAACGACUCCCGCAAGUACGGCGAGGCUUCCAACGAGGUCUUCAAGUCCGCCGAGACCACUGCCGCCGAGGCUGAGGAGAAGAAGUCCCUCGUUAUUGUCUGCUCUUCCGACAAGGGUCUCUGCGGUGGUAUUCACUCUGGCUUGAGCCGUACCAUCCGCCGCAUGACUGCUGAGGAGCCUCCUUUCGACCUGGUCAUCAUUGGCGAGAAGUGCAAGGCCCAGCUGUCGCGAACCAACGCCAAGGGUAUCCAGCUCAACUUCGCCGGCAUUGGCAAGGACAUUCCCACCUUUGCCGAUGCCCAGGCCAUCGCCGACCAGAUCGUCCUGCUGCCCACUGAGUACACGGAUGUCAAGAUCCUGUACAACAAGUUCAUCAACGCCACCAGCUACGAGCCUACCUUCAUUGAGGCAUUUUCCGAGGAGGCCAUUUCUCAGUCCCCCAACAUCUCCGCCUUUGAGGUUGAGGAUGAGGCCCUUGCCAACCUGCGCGAGUACUCUCUUGCCAACUCCCUCUACUGGGCUCUGGCUGAGGGCCACGCCUGCGAGCAGUCUGCUCGACGAAACGCCAUGGAGAACGCCUCCAAGAACGCUGGUGAGAUGAUCGGCAAGUACCAGAUUCUGUACAACCGUACCCGACAGGCUGUCAUUACCGGAGAGCUGGUCGAGAUUAUUACUGGUGCUAUUGCCUCCGAAGAAAUGUAA